CGAUUCCCGUUUGGAGUAGAUGUGACGUAAAUUUCCAGCUGAAUGAAGCUGCCUUCGAAGGUGGAUAACGUGUGGAAGCGUUUCUUGGCCAUGUUGUCGCUGCCGGAUUUGUUGGUCCUUGGCUGUUUGUGGGCCAGUGGCUUCUCCUUGGGUUACUAUGCCAAGUCGGCUUAUGUGUACGAUAACCUCUGGCCCCAUUGGUACGCCCUGGUGGGCGGGGUCGUGGCCUUGGCCUUGACCCUGGGCUGGACCCUCAGGAAACACAAGAGGCAGCAGUACAGCUACGAUCACUACUAUAUCAUGUUCUAUGGGCUGCUCUGCUCACUGAUGGGAAGCUGCUUCAUGCUGACUAAACAGUUGGCUGUUAGCUACUACUUCAUCUUCGUGGGCCUGAGUGUACAGUACUUGGCCGGAUUCAGUUACGUGAGCCUGCGCUGCGAUGCCUCGGGAUCAAGGCCAUCGAGAGUUGCCCUGGCCAACUCAUUAUAUGCCGGAGGAAUGGCCACCGGAUUUGUGGUGUUCAACGAGAUGGAACCACAACGAUGCGGAUUAAUUGCUCUGGGAAUUAACCUGCUCUUACUCUGCCUGGUUUGUCUAAACGAGCUGCUGCAUCACACGGGCUGCCUUAACUAUAAGGAAUCCAGGGAUUUGGUGUUUAAUCUACUGAACGAGGAGAAGAUGGUCUUCCUGCCGCGUCAGGCGGUUCUGGCCCAGUUUGUGGACAGAAGGGACUAUCAGCUGGAGGAGAGCAGGCAGUGGUUGGUGCUGAUCCUGGGAGGAUCCCUGGUGUAUCUGCAGAAGAGCUGUCUCCUGUUCUCACCCACCUACAUGCAGCUGAUGUGGAGCAGCACUGUGGGCUAUCUGCAGAGGACCCAGCUCUAUAUACCCUUUGUUCUGUACUCGGCUGGCAACAGUUUUGGAGCCCUGUUCCUCAUGAGAUACACCCCCAAGUUGGUCUAUCUGCUCUUUGGACUCAUUCAGAUGACCUUGGUAGUGGCUCUGCUGUGCAUUUACAACGAUGAGCAGUCGGAGCACUGUUUCCUGUUCCUUUGUUUGAUAUAUGUCACCAUGGGAGUGCUUUCGAGUCAGGGCAUCCACUGGCUGCUGGAGUGCUCACCCUUCCUCUAUACAGAGUUGGCCCUGGCCACGGGAUUCAUCCUGCAACUGGCCGUGCUGGAGGGCUCCAAAUAUGAAUCCAUCGCAGGGGACUCUUGGAUUGCCCUACUCAUUGUAAGCAUCAUCACACUAGUACUCACUGCCCUGGCCAUUCCGGUGGUUCAGUGGCUUCAGCCCCACUCCGCCAGUUUGGUGGACGUACGCAACCGCCUGCUGGGCAUUCGACGGCAGUCCCUGCCCCCCGAACAGACCCAGUUCUGGCACACCAACCACUUCCUGGCCCACAACAAGCCCGCCAAUCAGCUGGAAUCCGUCCAGCUGGGCAGGAGCCGGGUAUUCCAGCAGUACCCGAUCAGCGGGAGUGACAUCACGGACAACCACAAGGGCGACAGGUUCUGA
This is a messenger RNA of Drosophila subpulchrella, 1515 nucleotides long. RefSeq lists its product as uncharacterized. The record is from RefSeq and is a predicted model, not a curated record. Bases 43 to 1515 code for a protein of 490 amino acids. The transcript is spliced from 3 exons. NCBI's taxonomy places the organism in Eukaryota, Metazoa, Arthropoda, Insecta, Diptera, Drosophilidae.